AUGCCCGCUCUCAAUUCAAAAGAAAAAAGCAAAAGAUUAACCACCAAUCUGGUCAUUCUUGGCCUCACUCAGCCAAGUGAUUGUGUACUUCCAAGAAAGUACAGACACUUCAGUCAGCUGCAGCUUGAUCUUUUCGGGGAACAACAUAGUCUGGUCAUUCCGGAGCAGCAGCCUCCUCAUGUGGAGAAAGAUCUGUUUCCAGGUUUGAGCCUGGCAUUUUCCAAAAGGAAGUGUGCAAAUGGUGAUAUCCAGGCUCAAGUACGUUUUGUGUCAGAUCGUCUGAGUGAAUUGUCCAGAAGCGACUCUGACUCUUCAGAUGCUACAUUUCACUCUUGCUCUUCAGAAACUCCCACCGAGCCACAAGAGCCACCACAGAGAGAUGAUGACGAGGAACCACCUCGGAAGAUCAGAAAGAAGCUCAACUACCGGGUCGCCAUGAAGCUCUACAACAUCAAGAGAAUUCAUGAAGAGGCGAAGAAGAAGUAUUUGGCUUCCUUGGAAGCCAGCCAGUCUGAGGUAGAAAUUGAGCAGUCCGAGGAAGAGAACAAGCAGCCUAAGGAGGAGCAGUCUGAAACAGACGAGGUAGAGGAAGCCUCUGAGGAUCUCUGCUUACGCCGUUUUCCUUCCAACAGAGCCUUUGAAAAAGUUGAUAAGAGCUCUCCAAUUGAGCCUGCGGAACUUCCAGACGACCUCUUUGAGGACGACUUGUUUGAGGGUAACUCAAAUGGCGAAGUUAACGAGGACAUCGAGGAUAUCUCCGAAGACGAUUCCGAGGACAGCUCAGAUGAGGAUUCAGAAACUGAAGAGGAUCUUCCAGAACCCAUUGCAGCCAUUCGUAGGCACCAGCAGACAUACGUACACUCGAACUACGACCUCAAUCGGUUGAACAUCCUCGCAAAGAAUGUCCAGAAACCAGAGGUGUUCAAAAGACUGCCGACGAAAACCCGUUUUUCCGACGACGAGUCAGACGAGGAGAUUGUGUUUUCCAUUGACUUUGAAAAAGAGGAAGCUCCAAGUGACGUUGUUUCUUGUCCAGGCAAUUACUCCAUCAUUUCGCAGCCACUACUCAAACCACAGCAGAAGACUUAUGGGGUCAAGAAGCGCAUUGUCACCGAGGACCUCGACCUCAAAAUGCCAACUUCGCAAGUGGAGCUUGAAAUCGAGCGUCUUUUCAUUGCCACCGAUUUCGAACACCAAUGCUACUCAGACGAGGACUACUACAUUGAGAUUGACAGCUUGAUCACCCGUUUCUGCGGUCUCUACCGUGUGGCUGGACAAUGUAUCAACGAAACAGUUGCUCGCUGGUUUGUCCAAAUAAACAACAUCUACCAUGGCAUUCGUGUGGAUAUUGAGGAAAACACCAAGCUUGUCAACGGUCUCAUCAAUGUGCUCGAGUGCAAGUAUGCUGAGGACGAAAAACUCGUUGUCGAUAUCAAGCAACUCGAAAACCUCGUGACCAAGUACCUGGAGCUCGAGCAGAAAGUGAAGGCACUUCGCCAGGUUGGAAUCGUGGAGCGUUUUGUGGAUAGACACAGCUUCUCACUUAAUAUCCAGCAACGACUUGAGGAACUUUUCCAGGAGUUUUGCCGGGUCCACAUGGAGCAGCUUGAAAUUGAUGAUGAGGAAGAAGCCACUUUUCUUCUUCACAAGCAUGUGUACGACGAGGCCUGUUUGUUGCAGGAUAGCAUGAAGGAGGAGGACUGUUUGGCGGCUUUUGAGGAGUACCGUCUUGAGUUGGAGCGGUCUUCGAGGUACUUCGGUGAUCUUCUCCUUCUCUUUUUGGAGGCCUACGAGUGGCGGGGUCAGCAGGUAACCGAGCUGUCCCAGUAG
This is a messenger RNA of Candidozyma duobushaemuli, 1830 nucleotides long. RefSeq lists its product as uncharacterized. The transcript has a single exon. Lineage: Eukaryota; Fungi; Ascomycota; Pichiomycetes; Serinales; Metschnikowiaceae. The coding region runs from base 1 to 1830 and encodes 609 amino acids. The record is from RefSeq and is a predicted model, not a curated record.